AUGUCAUUGGAACGUUUCUUGCAACUAUCUCUGUGGGGUCUAAGUCCGAAGAAGCGGAGUUCAUUGUCGUUGAAGAGAAAGGGCAAGCACUCUUGGGACGCGAAACAGCUAUUAGGCGUUCUGAAACUAGGACCAGAUGUUCAAGUGAAUACAGUGAGUGACAGUAUAUUUACAGAGUACAGCGAUGUAUUUCAGGGAUUAGGAAAAUUGAAAGAUUUCCAAUUAGAAAUACCGAUUGACAAAGAAGUCACACCAGUAGCACAACCUUUGAGGAGAGCACCUUUCAAUCUGAGGAGUCUCAUAGAGAAGAAACUGGAUGAAUUGGAGAACCUGGAUGUGAUCGAGAAAGCAAGCGGACCUACUCCAUGGAUAUCACCUGUAGUCGUGGUACCUAAGAAGAAUGACAUCAGACUUUGCAUUGAUAUGAGGCAAGCCAAUUCUGCGAUCAUUCGUGAGAGACACCCGAUUCUUACAGUCGAUGAGGUUCUUCAUGUUUUGAAUCAGAGUACCAUUUUCUCGAAACUGGACAUAAAAUGGGCGUUCCAUCAAGUAGAGCUCUGUAAAGAAUCGAGACCAAUCACAACUUUUGUAACACAUAAAGGAUUGUAUCGAUAUAAGAAACUCAUGUUUGGAAUAAGUUGUGCUCCUGAAAUGUACCAAAGAGUGAUACAACAAGCUCUCGAAGGAUGCGAAGGAGUUAGAAAUAUAUUUGACGACAUUGUUGUGCAUGGAACAUCUGUGGAGGAACAUGACGCUAGGCUUAGAAAACUUCUGGACAGGAUUAGGGAGAAGGGACUCACCUUAAACAAAGAAAAGUGUAAAUUUCGGAUGUCAGAAAUUGUGUUCAUGGGACAUUUACUGUCUGCCAGAGGUAUAGGAUCUGCGAAAUCGAAGGUGACAGCUGUAAACGAUGCUAGACAACCGGAAACAGCAUCUGAAAUUCGAGGAUUUCUGGGGCUAGUCAAUUACAGCUCGAGAUUCAUCCCAGAUCUGGCAACGUUAUCCGAGCCGUUGCGUAGGUUAACGAGGAAGGGAGUUCACUUCAAUUGGGGCCAGGAACAGGAACAUGCUUUCGAGGAAUUGAAACGCAGACUCACAAAUGCACAGACUUUAGGAUACUAUGAUCCAAAGGCAGAAACAAUAGUUAUCACCGACGCAAGUCCUGUUGGCUUAGGCGCAGUCCUCGUACAGAAACAAAAUGGAGAUGAGCGUGUGAUAUGUUACGCAAGUAGGACUCUAUCGGAUGUUGAAAAAAGAUACUCGCAAACGGAAAAGGAGGCAUUGGGCAUAGUCUGGGCAUGCGAGAGAUUUCACAUGUACUUACAUGGAACAGAAUUCGAAUUACGCACUGACCAUAAACCUUUGGAAUUCAUCUAUUCCAAGAAGUCAAAACCUUGUGCUAGAAUUGAAAGAUGGGUGUUGAGACUACAAACCUAUACCUUCAAAGUGAAGCACAUACCUGGAAAACAGAACAUCGCAGAUUGUUUGUCUCGUAUGCCAUCCAAAGAAGUUGAUCCAUUUUUUGUUGAAGAUUCUGAGACACAUGUAAAAUUUGUUGCGGAGACAUCUACACCAAAUGCAAUGUCUACAAGACAAAUCGAGCGGGAAUCGGAUAAGGAUCCAGAACUGGUAGAUGUUCACGAGUGUAUUCAGACUGGCAAAUGGCAUAACAUACAGGAAAAAUUGUAUUUGACUGUGCGUGAAGAAUUGUGUUGCAUUGGAAAACUAAUUCUCCGAGGGACCCGAAUUGUUAUUCCGACUGAAUUGCGAACACACGUUUUGGAAUUAGCUCACGAAGGUCACCCAGGCAUUGUAGUCAUGAAGAGGAGAUUACGAGCGAAAGUUUGGUGGCCAGGCAUAGAUCGUGAAGUGGAGAAGUUUGUCAAAACCUGUCAUUCAUGUCAACUGGUUAGUCAACCACAAGCACCUGAACCGAUCAAAACUACGGAAUUACCAAAUGGACCAUGGCAACAUAUUGCUGUUGACCUCAUGACACCAUCGUUACCAUCAGGAGAUCAUCUUUUUGUUGCAGUGGACUAUUACAGCAGAUACAUUGAGGUGGAGCACAUGAAAAGUACAACUACAGACAAGAUCAUAAGGAGUCUGAAGAGGAUGUUCUUAACGCAUGGACUACCGUUAAGCAUCUCCAGUGAUAAUGGUCCUCAGUUCAUAUCUCAUGAAUUCAAGGAGUUUAUGACUGAAAAUGAUAUCUAUCACCGGAAGACCACACCUCUUUGGCCACAAGCUAACGGGGAGAUUGAACGGCAGAACCGCUCAUUGUUAAAACGUAUCAAAUUCGCGCAAAUCGAGAAGAAGGAUUGGAAGGAGGAAUUAUCGUCCUACCUAAUGAUGUACAGAACAACACCACACAGUAUAACAGGAGUCAGUCCUUCGGAACUUCUAUUUCGACGGAAAAUUCGUACUCGUCUUCCAGGCAUUGAAGAUUAUUCAACUAUGACAGACGACCAGGAUGUUCGGGAUCGCGACUCCGAGAAAAAGGAGAAAGGGAAAAUGUAUAUAGACAAUAAACGUGGAGCUAAGGAGAGUGACAUAGCUGUUGGAGAUUCUGUGUUGUUGAAACAGAAGCCAGGAAACAAGCUCACACCUACGUUUGAAGCAGAACCGUACCAUGUUACAGAGAAAACAGGAAACAGUGUGACCGUUGAAUCACCAAGUGGAGUUUGCUACAAGAGGAAUACCACUCAUCUUAAGAAAUUUCAUGAGCGAGCGAAUACGUUUACGAAAUCCACAGUUGACGAUAAAAUUGAUGGAAAACGGAUCGAAACAAACAUUCCGAACUGUGAAACGGCGACAAGAAUUUGUGACACCAGUACUUAUACUACGCGUCCGACCGAAGUUCGUGACACAAGUGUUCAAAUUACGCGUCCGAUCCGAGAACGCAAACUUCCAGACAGGCUUAAAGACUACGAAGUGUCAUUUCAGUGA
Messenger RNA from Ostrea edulis (European flat oyster), 2946 nucleotides. RefSeq lists its product as uncharacterized. The coding region runs from base 1 to 2946 and encodes 981 amino acids. The transcript has a single exon. The record is from RefSeq and is a predicted model, not a curated record. Lineage: Eukaryota; Metazoa; Mollusca; Bivalvia; Ostreida; Ostreidae. Gene Ontology annotation, molecular function: nucleic acid binding. Gene Ontology annotation, biological process: DNA integration.